UUCGUGCAUUUUGAAAAAUAAUCUCUGACCGGACUAAGAAACAAACAACAAACAAACCAUAAUCUCGGAAUGAUUUCAUUUAUUAGCAUUCUGAAUUCUGAUCCUCAACUCAGCAACAAGUCCAUAAACCUGCGUUAUUUAUUAAGAACGCACGCACAAAUUAAAGCUAGUACUCUUAUUAAACUUGAACGGCCGCGGUUGAUCUCAGCUAGGAGCGCGCCACGAAACUCUUCAGCUGCUCAUCCCCAUUAAAGAAAUCAACGUCGUCAUGCUGCAGCUCCACCCAAACUUCAAUCCCGCCCCCUUCCUUGUUACCCAGCAUCAGCACAUGGUUCUUGAUCCCGACGCCCGCCACGCUCGUCCAUUCCGGCUUCCCCCACCCCAAGUCCGCCUCGUAGAACCCGAACUUGCUCCAGUCGGUAGCCCACACCACCACCACAUCCUCGCUCAGGGACUUCUCCGACGACAACUUCGACGUCUGGAGCAACUGCCUGCGUCCUGCCUCUGACAGAGCCGUCCGACACUCCUCCACCGUCCUCAGCACGUCCCGCCGAAGGACCCCCGUGAAGUCCGCGAAUCCCAUCGCCGCCACCUCGUCGGAGCUGAGCUCGGUGAUGGACAGUGCCGCCAGGUUGCCGCAGCUGUGCUUCGGCAGAGGCGGCACUGUCCGUUCCCGCAUGUUCACCGCCUGAACGAUGAGCAUCCCGCGGGACCUGCCGUUCCUGGCCCGGUCAAUGCCCGCGAUGGCAUUGACUAUCAAGCCGCAGACCAACUGAACCCGCGAGAAGAGCGGGCCCUGCGGCCCGGCGACGGCUUCUCUCAUUCUGGAUAUAGAGUUUUUGUUAAAGGCGUACUUCUUGGGUGCGAGGUUGUACAGCCUGUUCUGCCUCGUCCGGCUGGUACCGAACUCCGGAGCCGGGAAACCCCUCCCCGGGAAGACCUGCGGCCCGUCAAAACUCGGGGAAACAACUUCCCCGAGCUUUGUCGACGGGCCACAGGCGUUCCGCCAGGCGGCAAUGAAUGUCCCGAGGCCACAGGCGUCGACUAGCCGGUGGGAAAUACACACGGCGACGGACACGCCACCGCAUCGAAACCGGGUGACUUGGACUGCCAGUAUGGGAUCGUUUUCCUCGUCGGCUUCGCCGAUCUCGAGCGGCGAGAGAUCGUUAAGCUGGUCGACCUCAACUUCGGCAAUCUGAUGCAGGUCAGUGUGAGCCGCUUCCGCCACUGCAAGCAGAGCUCCCUGGUCGCUGCAAUCGACCAAGUGGUGCUCCUUGACGUACCUUCCGGCAAAGGGAUAAAACUGUGGCAGCACUUUCGCCAUGGAUUCUUCCAGGUGGUCGAGCUUCUGGGUGAAGUCUGGGACGGAGGGGUAAUAGAGAAUGAUGAUAGUGUUCAUGGUUGGAUUGAGCUCGUCCAUGGAGGAGAUCCUGUACUUCCUCAAGUUUUGGGGGGUGGGGGUGCAAGGCUUGAUAAGCUUCUUGCUCACACACACAACCUCCAUCUUCUUCAUUGCAAAAGAAAGGACCGGAGCGAAUUGGUAGCUACUUUGAACUAACUAGCUAGUUAGACAACAAUGGUGCAGUUUCAUUACAAGCUAG
Cuscuta epithymum is the source of this 1601-nucleotide messenger RNA. NCBI's taxonomy places the organism in Eukaryota, Viridiplantae, Streptophyta, Magnoliopsida, Solanales, Convolvulaceae. The record is from the annotation of a GenBank genome assembly.